UUUUAAAAUUAGUAUGAAAUUAUAUCCACAGAUGGAAGCACUAUUACGUAUUAAAGUAAAAUAUGACGAAACUAUCAAAUAUAUAGUUAGAAAUUGUCUAAAAGCAUUUUUUUUUCCCAAUACGCACAUUCUUAAUAAAUAUACAGAACAAAAGGUAUUUGUUUUAAAUACGAGAUAGUUCAAUGGAAAAUUAUUUCGUUAUAAUGUUAUUGAAAAUAAAGCAAUAGCUGAAUGUUUCUUAUGAUUAAGAAAAGAUACAGUGAUCAUGGAACAAGAGGAACAUAUCUGUAAAUAUAUAAAUUUUUGAACUAAAAAAACGAAUAAUUACAUCAAGAAGGAUGACUAAUAAAAAGGGAAAUAUUUCUGAAAAAUCACGGGAAGAAAUAAAAGCAGAACGUGAAGCAAAGAAAGCAGCUAAAGCACAUGCUAAAGCAAAAGCCAAAUCCAGUAAAACAUUAGAUAAAGAUAUCUCAAAUGAUAAAUCUGCUUCUCUGAAUAAUAUUAAAAAUAAAACUAGCACUGAGACAUCAAAAACUAUAACCAAUGAAAAUAUUGAAUCUGCUAAUGAAAUAUUAGUAGUCACUGAAACUACAAAUAUAUGUGAAAAAAGUUCAAUUUCAGAAACAAGUAAUGAUGGAAAGAGCAAAGCAGAAUUACGUGCUGAAAGGAGAGCAAAGCAAGAAGCACAAAGAGCAGCCAAGCAACAAAUUUUAUUAGAAAAAAAUAAAGUUAAGAAUAAAGAACAGACUAAUAAUGAACCCACAAUAACAGAAAUAAAAUUUAAAAAAGUAGUAAUGCCUAUAAAAACAAUUCAAAAAUGCAAUAAACAUGAAAUAAAUCUUUUCAAACACCUAUAUCAUGAAAGAGAACAGGCUAUUGUAAAUGUUCCUUUUGUCAAUUCAAAUAUACAUCCAGCAAUAAUUAGAUUAGGUACACAAUAUGCAAACAAAAUAAUCGUUGGUAGCAAUGCAAGAUGUGUUGCACUUUUAGCUGCUGUUAAACAACUUAUUCAUGAUUUUGAAAGACCACCACAAGCUGACUUUAUUAGAAGUCUUGAAGCAAAUUUACAAGAAUCUAUAGCUUACUUACAUUAUUGUAGGCCAUUAGCUGUGUCAAUGCAAAAUGCAAUGAGACAUUUGAAAUGGCAAAUGACACAAUUUCCUUCUUCAUUGUCUGAUGUAAAUGCAAAAAACAAAUUAAGUACUGCAAUAGAUACUUAUAUUCGAGAACAAAUAGAACUAGCUGACAAGGCAAUAUCAAUAACUAUUCAAACUAAAAUAUCUAAUGGAGAUAUUAUUUUAACUUAUGCCUAUUCAUCUUUAAUACAUAAAAUAUUGUUAGAUGCACAUACUGCAGGUAAACAAUUUCGUGUUAUUGUUGUGGAUGGAAGACCAUGGCUAGAAGGAAAGGAGCAACUUAGACGUUUGUCAAGACAUGGGAUUGAAUGUUCUUAUAUUUUAAUUAAUGCUUUGAGUUAUGUAAUGCCUGAAGUAAGCAAAGUAUUCCUUGGUGCCCAUGCAAUUUUAGCAAAUGGUGCAGUAAUGUCAAGAGUUGGAACUGCUCAAGUUGCCUUGAUGGCAAGAGCUUUUAAUAUUCCAGUCUUAGUAGCUUGUGAGACUCACAAAUCUUGCGAACGUGUACAAACAGAUUCUAUUGUCUAUAAUGAAUUAGGAAAUGCAGAUGAACUUGCACAAGAUUACAAAAACGGUGUGGAAAAAUCAUUAUUAACAAACUGGAAAACAAAAAAAUCACUAAAUCUUUUAAAUAUCAUGUACGAUGUUACUCCAGCCGAUUUAGUAACGGCAGUUGUUACAGAAUUAGCGAUUUUACCAUGCACCAGUGUUCCUGUAAUUUUACGUAUUAAACCAUCAGAGAUCUAAAUUUCAUUAAAAAUUAUUUUUGUUGUUUUAAUAUUUGAUAUAGCAUUCAAAAAACAGUAUAAAACAUCAAUCAUUGUGUUCUUUAUUUCCAUAUGCAAAUUAAUUUUAAAUAAAAUU
This is a messenger RNA of Apis florea (little honeybee), 1997 nucleotides long. RefSeq names its product eukaryotic translation initiation factor 2B subunit delta (gene eIF2Bdelta). The record is from RefSeq and is a predicted model, not a curated record. NCBI's taxonomy places the organism in Eukaryota, Metazoa, Arthropoda, Insecta, Hymenoptera, Apidae.